CUAAAACCCUAUGAUUUAUCAUAUCAUCAUUUUCAAACUUCGGACUAGAGAGGGUGUUUUCAAUGGCAGACGAAGUGACCAAGAGGUAUGCAGUUGUCACCGGGGCAAAUAAGGGUAUUGGACUUGAAAUAUGUAAGCAAUUAGCUCAAAAUGGGAUCACGGUGGUAUUAACUGCUAGAGAUGAGAAAAGAGGUCUUGAAGCUCUUGAAAGUCUACAACACUCUGGUCUCUCAGAUUAUCUAAUUUUUCACCAGCUCGAUGUAACAGACCCUGAAAGCAUUGCUUCUCUGGCAGAUUUUGUGAAGAAGCAAUUUGGGAAGUUGGAUAUCUUGGUUAACAAUGCUGGGGUUUAUAGUGCAACCUUUUUGUUUACUCCUGGUACUACGGUAAAGUUGAGUGAUUUACCGAGUAAAGUGACUGAAGGCAAUUACGAGUUAUCCGAAGAAUGCCUAAAAAUAAACUAUUAUGGCGCCAAAAGAACUGCCGAAGCACUUAUUUCAUUGCUGCAACUAUCCGACUUACCAAGGAUCGUAAAUGUUUCCUCCUCUGCAGUCAUGCUGGAGGGUAAAUGUGAGAAGCUUAAAGGAGUGUUAACAGGUGUUACAACAGAGGAGAAACUGAAUGACUUGAUAACCGAGUAUCUAAAAGAUUUUAAGGAGGGCUUACAUGGAAGUAAAGGAUGGCCAGCCGUCGCCUCUGCCUAUACUGUCUCAAAAGUAGCACUUAAUGCCUACACAAGGAUUCUGGCAAACAAGUACCCAGAUUUCUGCAUCAACUCUGUUUGCCCAGGAUACGCCAAAACUGAUAUAAACCUCAACGCUGGUAUCAUAACUGCUGAAGAAGCUGCUGUGACUCCCGUUAAGUUGGCACUGUUGCCUAAAGGUGGCCCUUCUGGUCUCUUUUUUGUGAAGGGUGAGCCUGCAACUCCGGAACCUUGAUGAUCAACACCAGGACGACGGCAACAAUGCAAUCUCAACUUAGAUGAAAUGCAGCAAUAAAAUGAAAAUAAAUUCUCACUUUAUGUGGAUCAAUUAUACUAGUGUGUGGUUUAGUUCGUUAUUUUUCACGUUAUAUAUGAAAUUUUGUGUUAUAAGUUGUAUUAUGGGAAUGGACCAACUUUUAAACCUAAACAUAUAUAUGGCAGUAUUGGUUUUAGUUUCUCCAUUAAAA
Molecule: messenger RNA, 1170 nt
Organism: Gossypium raimondii (Peruvian cotton)
Lineage: Eukaryota; Viridiplantae; Streptophyta; Magnoliopsida; Malvales; Malvaceae
Product: (+)-neomenthol dehydrogenase-like
Exons: 5
Coding region: 63-938 (291 amino acids)
Cellular component (GO): membrane
Molecular function (GO): oxidoreductase activity, acting on the CH-OH group of donors, NAD or NADP as acceptor
Source: RefSeq, a predicted model, not a curated record